This is a messenger RNA of Vespula pensylvanica (western yellowjacket), 3562 nucleotides long. Its product is annotated as lysosomal alpha-glucosidase-like. Lineage: Eukaryota; Metazoa; Arthropoda; Insecta; Hymenoptera; Vespidae. The transcript is spliced from 18 exons. Gene Ontology annotation, molecular function: alpha-1,4-glucosidase activity; carbohydrate binding. The coding region runs from base 393 to 3407 and encodes 1004 amino acids. The record is from RefSeq and is a predicted model, not a curated record. Gene Ontology annotation, biological process: carbohydrate metabolic process.
UCAAACUUUUAUCAGUGCUUAUCAAGCAAGAGAGAACAACAAUCGAGGGCGCUUGUGCUCUAUUAAAUUUAAAUUAAAUAUUACUUUACUUCGUAGUAUUCUCAAAUUGUUUAAAUUUAAAGAAAACUAUUUUUAUGUUACGCAAAUAUAUAUUGGGUUUUUCCACGAAUCAUAUAUGUACACAUACAUGUACAUAUGAAAGGAUGAGACAUACGAUACUAAAUAUAUAUACUAUAAGAUAAGUUGCAAUCUUUCAUUUGCUACAGUGAACGACGCAUUUCAGUGUUAACGACUCAAUAAAGAAGAGUCGAGACAAUUUCUUUCUGAAGCUAAAGUGAAAAAUUACGGAAGACAUCAGUCGAGAAAGCCGUGGUAUAAACUGUUGCCCUAAAAUGAUUAUCAAGGGUAACAAUGAAUUUAAGAAGAAUCCAUCUGAACUAAUUAAACAAGAUGAUAAAUCAGAUGAAUCUUCCAAACUAGUUAAGAUGGAUGUAAUAAAGGCAAAUGAUAAAGAAGUGAAGAUUGUUGAUGCAAAAACAAGUUCCCGUGUCAAAUAUACUUAUAUUGCCAUAAUGCUUGUUGCAAUUUUUUUAAGUGCUGUUAUAAUAAUUGCAAUACUACCUUAUUCUGUAUUUAGUAGCAAAGAAUCAAGGAUUUAUAUGGAUGAUAUUGUUAAUGACCUUGAAAAUUGGAGAUACAAAACGAUUGAAGAUCCAGAUGAUAUUAUCGAAGAAAGAGAGUACAUCUAUGAUGUAAUUAUUAUGCAAGAUGAUAAUAUAUAUGAAAAAAUAACAGUUAAUAAUGAACCAGAAAACUAUUUGCAAUGUAGGAAGAUUCCUAUAUCAUUACGAUUCGAUUGUCUUCCGGAAUUUGGAGCUACUGAAUCUGAUUGCACAAAAAGAGGUUGUUGCUGGAAUCCAGUAAAAUAUGAUCACGAAUUCUUAAAUGUUCCUUAUUGUUAUUAUCCUUAUGAUUGGAGUAUUUAUAAAUAUGAAAACUUUAGUCAGCAAGACAAUAGUUUUUCUGGAUUUCUUGCUUUAAAAGAAAAAUCCGCUUAUAAAAAAGACAUACCCCUUGUGAAAAUGGAAACAACAAUGAUUGAUAGUUCAAUACUACGUGUUAAGAUUUAUGAUCCUGUAAAUCAAAGAUAUGAGCCUCCAUGGCCAAUAAGAUCUGAUUUCCCAUCCUCGUAUUAUUGGCCUGAAAAACCAAAAUACAGAUUUGUCACAGAUGAUGAAAAAGUUGGAUUUAAAGUUGAUAGAGUUGCAGACAACACGACAUUGUUUGACUCCAUCGGUAUUGGUGGCUUUAUAUUUGCUGAUCAAUUCUUACAAAUAAGUGGCAUAUUACCUUCAGAAGACAUUUAUGGUAUUGGUGAACAUAGGACACAUUUAAAAGUAAAAAACGAUUGGAAACGCUAUACGAUGUUUAAUGCAGAUCAACCACCAAUAGAAAAUGCGAAUUUAUAUGGUUCUCAUCCAUUUUAUCUCAUGAUUGAAGAAUCAGGAAAUUGUCAUGGAGUAUUAUUUCUAAAUAGCAAUCCAAUGGAAACAAUAUUACAACCAACUCCUGCUGUAACUUUUAGAAGUAUAGGUGGUAUCUUUGAUAUGUACUUUUUAUUGGGACCAACUCCGCAAGAUGUGGCAAGACAAUAUUCUGAAAUUGUUGGUAAACCUUUCCUACCACCGUAUUGGUCAUUAGGUUUUCACUUAUGCCGAUAUGGAUAUGGUAGCUUGGAGAAAACUAUAAAAGUAUGGAACAGAACCAUAGAAGCUGGAAUACCAUUUGAUACACAAUGGAACGAUUUAGAUUACAUGGAUAAGAAUAAUGAUUUCACGUAUAAUAAAGAAACAUUUAAUGAAUUACCAAAAUUUGUUGAGCAGUUACAUAAUUUAGGAAUGCAUUAUAUUCCAUUGAUCGAUGCUGGUAUUGGUGCGUCAGAAAAAAGCGGAUCGUAUCGUCCAUAUGAUGAAGGUGUAAAAGAGGAAAUAUUCGUAAAGGAUGCUAUAUCCAAUGAACCAUUUAAAGGAAAAGUUUGGAACAAAGGAUCAACAGUGUGGCCUGAUUUCACUCAUCCGAAAGCAAAAGAUUAUUAUUUGAAUAUGAUGCAAGACUUGCAUAAUAGUUUCCAGUACGAUGGUGCAUGGAUUGAUAUGAAUGAACCAUCCAACUUUUACAAUGGUAAUAAAAAUGGCUGCAUUGACAACGAAUUAGAUUAUCCAGAAUAUACUCCAAUGAUUAUAGGAAAAAAGUUAGCUAUAAAAACAUUAUGCAUGAAUGCAAAACAUUAUUUAGGAUCACAUUAUAAUCUUCAUAAUACUUAUGGCAUUAGUCAUGCAAUAGCUACAAACUAUGCUCUUACUAAUAUCAGAAAAAAAAGACCAUUUGUAAUUUCACGUUCGACAUGGGUUGGCCAUGGGAUGUAUGCUGGUCAUUGGUCUGGGGACGUUUUUUCGACAUGGUACGAUUUACAAAUGAGUAUUCCUGAAAUACUUAACUUCAAUCUUUUUCAAAUACCGAUGAUAGGUGCUGAUAUUUGUGGAUUUAAUGGAAAUACAACUGCAGCAUUGUGCAAUCGGUGGAUGCAACUCGGUGCAUUUUAUCCUUUUGCAAGGAAUCACAACUCGGAUAGUACAAUAGAGCAAGAUCCAGUUGCCUUAGGUGAUUUAGUGGUGAAAUCAUCAAAAAGAGCAUUUACCAUACGUUACUGGCUCUUGCCAUAUUUGUACACACUAUUUUUCCGAGCACAUAAAUUUGGAGAAACUGUUGCUCGUCCAUUAUUUUUUGAAUUCAUUAACGACAAAGCAACAUACGAAAUUGAUACACAAUUUAUGUGGGGAAAAUCUUUGAUGAUCAACCCAGUUUUAGAGGAGGGUAAAACAAACGUGAUUGCUUAUAUACCACGUGGACUGUGGUACGAUUUAUAUACAAAGAAAUCAUUCUUCUCAAUCGGCCAGAAAUUUACAUUUGAUGCUCCAUUGGAUACUAUACCUUUGUUGAUUCGUGGUGGUUCAAUAUUACCAGCACAAAAACCAGGUGCCACGACUACGGAGAGUAGGAAGAAUAGUUUUGAAUUAUUAGUAGCCCUGGAUCAGCUGGGAUUUGCUAAAGGAGAAUUGUAUUGGGACGAUGGAGAUAGUUUGGAUUCCAUUGAGAAAAGAGAAUAUACGUGGCUGUCCUUCGUGGCUAACAAUCAAACUUUACAUUCUGUAUUUUUGCAAAAGGGUACGUUCAAAGAAAAAAUGAUUCUUGGGAGGAUCCAAAUUUUGGGAGUAAAAAAAUCAGUCUCUCGAGUGAUAUUGAAUAAGAAUGAGAUUACAUUUAAAUUCGAUCCAUUGAAAUCGUCUUUCAGUAUUACUGGAUUAUUAUUGGACAUGCAAGAAUCUUUUGAACUUACUUGGGAAUAGUGAGACAAUAAGAAAGAUAUUAUUCACAAAUGUCCUAAGAAAUAGUGAUAUAUUUGUCAUAUGUAAGUCUGAUUAUUUUCUAAAGUAUUUUACAAUGAUAAUAAUUGUUAUAUAUAUAUAUAUCAUUAUAUAUAUAUCAUUUAGAUUAAUCAUUA